CCCGCACUUCCUCGGGCUGCGCUGCGCCCGCUGGCAGGGCCGCGGCUGGCGGUCGGGCUGUCAUGGCGGCGCGGCGGGGCGCUGCGCUCUGAGGCGCGGGGAGGUCGCCGGCAGGCCGCUGGGUGCUGUUGUCGUCGUCGUCGCUGUCGUCGUCGUUGUCCCUGUCGUCCCCAACCCAUGUCCCAGGCGCGAGGAGGCGGCGGGCGGCGGUGGUGCCGCCAGUGAGGGGGCAGAGCGGCGGCGGAGCGGGGCCCGAUGGAUCUGAAGACGGCCGUGUUCAACGCGGCCCGCGAUGGCAAGCUGCGGCUGCUCUCCAAGCUGCUGGCCAGCAAGACGCGGGAGGAGGUGGCGGUGCUGGUGUCGGAGAAGACCAACGGGGCCACGCCGCUGCUGAUGGCGGCCCGCUACGGUCACCUUGAGAUGGUGGAGUACCUGCUGGAGCACUGCGCCGCCUCCAUCGAGGUCGGCGGCUCGGUCAACUUCGAUGGCGAGACCAUCGAGGGGGCCCCGCCGCUCUGGGCGGCCUCGGCUGCCGGCCACCUGAAGGUGGUCCAGUGCCUGCUGGACCACGGCGCCUCGGUCAACAACACCACCCUGACCAACUCGACCCCGCUGCGGGCCGCCUGCUUCGACGGGCACCUGGAGAUCGUGAAGUACCUGGUGGAGCACAAGGCGGACCUGGAGGUGUCGAACCGCCACGGGCACACCUGCCUGAUGAUCUCCUGCUACAAAGGCCACAAGGAGAUCGCCCAGUAUCUGCUCGAGAAGGGAGCUGAUGUCAACAGGAAAAGCGUUAAGGGAAACACCGCAUUACACGAUUGUGCAGAAUCUGGAAGUUUGGAGAUCAUGAAGAUGCUUCUCAAGUAUUGUGCUAAAAUGGAAAAGGAUGGUUAUGGAAUGACUCCCCUGCUGUCAGCUAGUGUGACAGGCCACACAAAUAUCGUGGACUUUCUGACCCAGCACGUACAGACCAGUAAGGCUGAAUGCAUAAACGCCCUGGAACUUCUAGGAGCAACGUUUGUGGACAAAAAGAGAGAUCUGCUUGGUGCUUUGAAAUACUGGAAGCGAGCUAUGGAGAUGAGAUACAGUGACAGGACUAAUAUCCUGAGCAAACCUGUGCCACAAACACUAAUUAUGGCCUAUGAUUAUGCUAAAGAGGUAAACAGCUCAGAAGAGCUAGAAAAUCUUAUUGCAGAUCCUGACGAAAUGAGAAUGCAGGCACUAUUGAUUAGAGAACGUAUUCUUGGCCCUUCUCACCCAGAUACAUCCUACUACAUUAGAUAUAGAGGUGCUGUCUAUGCAGACUCUGGAAACUUUAAGCGUUGCAUCAACUUAUGGAAAUACGCUUUGGACAUGCAGCAGAACAACUUAGAUCCGCUGAGCCCUAUGACGGCCAGCAGUUUGCUGUCAUUUGCUGAGCUUUUCUCCUUCAUGCUGCAGGAUAGGGCGAAAGGCCUACUGGGCACUACUGUUACCUUUGAUGAUCUGAUGGGCAUACUGUGCAAAAGUGUCCUAGAAAUAGAGCGGGCCAUGAAACAAACCCAGUGUCCUCCUGAUCCAAUACAGUUGAACAAAGCCCUAUCCAUUAUUUUGCAUUUAAUCUGCUUGUUGGAGAAAGUACCUUGCAGCUCAGAACAGGAGUAUUUUAAGAAACAGACUAUUUACAGGUUUCUUAAGCUUCAGCCUAGAGGGAAAAAUAACUUCAGUCCGCUUCACCUUGCUGUUGACAAUAAUACUACAUGUGUGGGUCGCUACCCAGUUUGUAAAUUCCCUUCUCUACAAGUUACUGCUAUCCUGGUGGAAUGUGGUGCUGAUGUAAAUGUCAGAGACUCUGAUAACAACAGUCCGUUACACAUUGCUGCACUGAACAACCAUCCAGACAUCAUGAAUCUUCUCAUCAAGUCAGGUUCGCACUUCGAUGCCACAAACUCACAUAAACAAACUGCUAGCGAUUUGCUGGAUGAGAAGGAAAUAGCAAAGAAUUUAAUCCAGCCCAUAAAUCAUACUACGUUGCAGUGCCUGGCUGCUCGUGUUAUAGCGAAUCAUAACAUAUACUACACAGGCCACAUCCCUGAAAAACUAGAGGACUUUGUUUUGCUCCACAGAUGAUAGCGCGGAGCCCCAGAGUACUGUUUUUGAAGCACGAUUUGGUGACUGUGUUUUCCUUGAGCACUGUUGUGGUACACCAGCGUUCCCUUAGCUUGCUCCAUCUUGCUUUCAUUGGCUAAAGUGUUGUUAGCAUCAGAUCUGCAGAGUUGGUUACCCAGUAUUUAAUAUAUGCCAUAUAAUAUAUUUUGUGGGUUAAUUAGAAAUGUAAUGCCAUAUUUAGACUCUUAAAAUUGUCUGCCAAAGGCUUGUCUAUUCUGGUCUUAUUUGCCUGUUGGGUGUUUGGGACUGAGUUGAGUAUUUUCCACUGAUGUCUUUAUACUAUAACUGUUAAUGUGGAUUUUAUACAGUUGGAAGGUCAUCUUUUUUUGGUUUUGCUUGAGCGUUUCUACUCUACUCUAUUCUUUUUCUAUGGACUCAUUGCUAAACUGUUGAAGUUGGAUGGACUUGUUAACAUUUGCAACUACCAUAAGUGCUUUUAUCUUCUCUAUGCACUGGCUUAAUCAUGACUGUUGUGUGUGAGCAUAUUUCUAUGCAGCAGUUGGCCAAUUUUGACCUAAAUGUCAGUUUUGUUUUGCAGUUUGUUUGGACCUCUUUUUGAGAAUGCUGUCUUCAUAGCAUGACAAAUUUUGGAGCUACUUAACAGUUCUCCAAACUUGGGUUUGACUUUUUUGAGUGCUGUUACUGAGGUUGCUUUCCUCUCGAUCCUCUGGAAUUUGUACUAAAUUUGGGAGAAGAAAAUCCCAUUUUCUCAUGGUAACCCACUUGAAUUUUAAAUCUGAAAAUUGUUCUGUUGCAUCGUGCAGUUAGGGGAAGGGUCCUCGCUGUGUACAACUGACGCCUUCCCCUUUGCACUACUGUCUUGCUUGUGCUGGUUAUGUGACUAGAUGUGAAGUUUGCUCAAAGUUAAACCUCAAACUUAAUGAUACACUUUAAUGAGAAGUAGAUCAAAUGUAUGCUGUAGUUUAAAUUUACAAAUCAACUUUAGCUACAAAAGAAACUAAAGCAUGUUGGUGGCAUGAUGCUUUUCAGUCCAGAUCUAGACAUCAUCUAAUAUAAUUAUAACAUAGUAAGUGGCUGUAUGCCAGGGUAUUGGAAGUUCUAUAGAAGUGUCCCUUUUUCUUCAUUUUUAAAUAUCUUUAUAAAUAUUUGCAUGAAUUUUACAUCUCUACUGUGUCAGCUGUACUUAAAGAAAAGCUGAAGUUCUGUUGUGUAUAUAGCUCCUGAUUAAAGUACCUAUUUUUAUAAUAUUUGCACAACAGCUUAGCUUUUACAACAGAAAGGGCUCUUUUGACUUGAUAAGAAAUCUAUAACUGAAGAUCAUAAACGUGAGUGCAAUUCAGGUAAUUCAUACAAUUCAGCACUUUACUGUUGAUUAAUAGCAGAAUAUAUAAUGGCACAUUAGCCCUGCAAAUGUCUUAAAUUCAGUUCUGUUGAGUAGAAUACAGUUUACUUGCGAGGUUAGUGGCCUAGCAUAUUGGAUAUUGUUGACUUGAGGUGUCAUCUCAGUGGUAGGUCGUAAGCAUACCUAUGGGUUUCUUGCUCCAGAAAUUCAGCAAGUUGAUUUAGGCUUUUGUCAGUUUUAUAUAGAUAUUUAAAAGCCAAAUUAAUUAGAUAAAGGUGAAGCUGUUAUAGGAGGGCCAUUUUCAAUUUUUACUUCUGAUUUGAUGUUGGAACAUUUUUGUCUUUUGUGAAUUAGGUUGAGGAGGAGUAUAUCUUGAGUGCAUCUGAGAAUAGUUCUUCCUUGUUUUUUGGCUAUUUCAGGGUUCCUAUUAGUGCUCCUGUUAGUUUAGCCAUUCUUGAGGAACAUGCUAGGAUGGUUUUAAACAAAGCUAUGUUGAAAGUGCUGUUGAUGUAUUGCCACUUUUAGACUCCGUAUCUUGAAGCAUCUUUCACCUGUGUGUCCCAUGCCAUGUGUACAUCCUAUGAAAUUCUGAGAAUGAGGAAAUCCUGUUCCUCUUGCAAAUACGCAGCAGUAAGUUUCUAUUCAAUUGGCUGGAUCUUUCUGAUUCCGUACAAUUAAAACACAUGCCACUCAAGUUGUCACUUGUGAGAACAGUAGUUUGACUUUUGUAUUCCUUAUUUUCUGAUUUCCUAUGCUUAUAUUACUUUGUAAGCAGUGGUAGUUAAGAAAUCACGCCACAGUAGAAGUGGUCCACAUCAAAGCAGUUCUCAAAAAUACUUCUCUUUCUAUAGGUCAGAGAAAAAGGAAUUCUUAGAUCUUCAGUUUUAUACUCUGGAAUCUGUCUGCUCCUUAAUGGUUUUAGUUUAAAUUUCUGUCUUUGUAACAGUCUAAUAUCCUGUUUAAAAUUAGUUACUUGGAUGUUGAGUCCAGAAAUAUAACCUAAAAAUUAAUUGUUAGCAAAUCUUUGAAUGGAAGACAUUUCCAGGAGAAAGCAUAUCACUAUUGAAAAAUACAUAAAUCUAGUGAGAAAUGUUAAGUCUUACAGGGAGGGCCUAUUCUGUUAACUGUUUGCUUUUCUUCUUUCUAAGAACUAACACAUAAUAGAAGUACUGAUUUAUUGUACGUAGUACUGUCUAAGUAUCUACCAGCAUGCAUCAAUCUUGUGGUGUAUCACAUCCAUUUAGAAGUUAAUUUUUCACAGUCUUGAGGCUGUUUGCUGAACUCUUAAGUUGCGGUUUUGUCAGAUGUGCAGACUUAGGUCUCCAGGUGGAUGAGUUCAUGCAUUUAAUUCCAUUUCCAUAGCCUGGUGUGCUUAUGUUACUCUUUAACUUCUUACUUUAUUUUAAAAGAGAUCAGUACAGAGCCUGUGUUGGUAAUAUGCAGGGGAUUAGUUCAGGAUUUGCUGAUUAGGAAGGUGGGUCAGGACAGCAGCCCCUGUCUGAGAUGCCCGUGCCACUGUGGCCAGUGCUAAUGGAUAGUAACAGAUUUGCCCCCACGGCCCUUGUUUCAGCCCAGUGUUGUCUCCACUGCAGUAGUAGAUAACAAUGUCAUGGACCAGGUAUUUUGUUUUUUACUUUUAGUCUUGUUACUUGUUCAGAGGUGGCCGUUAAAAUGUUUUCAGUGAAACAUGCUGAUGUUAAAUACAGUAGUACUGCUAGCUGAACUCACUGUGGUCAGGACAAGGAACUAAAAAGCACUCGGAACACAAAUAAUCUUUGUCACUUUUAACUUUCUUUUCUUUGUAUUUGGGCUUUUCUGUGAUGAAAGCACUGUUUCUGAGCUACCAAUGCAUGAACACAUUGAGAACACUGUGGAAAAAAAUGUGUGGCCUGCAGAGGUGAAACAGGUUUUAAAAUUGAUUAAACAGUUUACAAGUGUGGUUCCCUAAAUACAAUGAUACCUCCUUGCUUGUUGAGACCUCUUAAGGUGCAUUUGGGGAUUGGAAGGAGGGUAUGGGGAUAAAAAUACUCAUUUUUUUUGUCCAAUCAUCUUGGACUUCAACUGAAAUACUUCAGCCAGGUAGAUGAAGAAUACUCUAAUAAAAAAUAAAUGCUGUUCCUACCAAAUCCUAAAGUUCUCUUCCUGUUUUUUUUUUUUAUCACUUACUCUGGUAACAAGGUUCGAGUUGCCUCUUGUAUCUGUUCUGUUUGUUAAGUGUGGUGUAAUGGCACUUUCUGAAUUGCAAGGCAACAGCGUGGUUCCUUUUCCAUAUAUACUUCACAGCAGUCCCUGGUUAUGAAGUAAUUUUGUACAUUUCUGUAGUUCUCAAAAAGUUCUCUUUUAACAAAUGUUUUGCAACUGGUUAAAAUUAAACUCUUUCCAUUUUUACAAGACACUAAAAAAAAAAAGCCACAGAAAUCACUAAAAAAAAAAAAAAAAAAGAAUGCCAUAGCAAAAUCCUUACAAAUUUUUUUAAAAAGGAUAAGAACCUUUUUAGGAAAAACGUGCCUCUCCUCAGUUUUAUAUCAACUGCAAGGUGAUAGUGGCAAGAUAUGUUGAAAGAGCUUCCACACGCUUUGAAAUACACCAAGUGAAAUGCAUGCUAUGCUUUAAAAUGUUCACAAAUAUGACUACAUAAAAUUAACACUAAUUUCAAUCUUUUUUGACUGCAAUAAAGUCGAGUGGUAUUUAAUGUUUCAAAGUAAUUUUGAGGAAAUUAAUGGGAGACCUAUUAGACUGUCCUUAACUGUUGGGUUUGGGCAUGAAUGUAGUUGUUGAACCCUCAGUGAGGGCAGAAUGAAAAGUUACUGUUCGUUUGGUUUUAACUAAUUUUGUGUUUCAUUCUACCACAAAUUUCCUGUGCAGGGCUAGCUCCAUGUAUGGAAAUAUUGCAGUUAAUUUUUCACGUGAAGUAAUUUAGCUUUAACAGUAAUGUUAAAAAGGAAUAACAAACACAUUUCUCUGCUCAUACUCCGUUUAGGCUCCAAAUGCAGAUUAUAUUAAAAUGUUUUGGAGAACA
Messenger RNA from Anas platyrhynchos (mallard), 6470 nucleotides. RefSeq names its product fem-1 homolog C (gene FEM1C). Gene Ontology annotation, molecular function: protein binding. The record is from RefSeq and is a predicted model, not a curated record. NCBI's taxonomy places the organism in Eukaryota, Metazoa, Chordata, Aves, Anseriformes, Anatidae.